CAAUUGUUCUCUUAUCUUUCACGCCAUAAAAUAUGCACGGGGUAUAUAUAUAUAUACGGUUUGUGUAUGUAUAUAUCCAGCUCACUUGCAUAUAUAGUGCUUUGCAUAAUUGUCUGCGGCGGCAUCAUUCUUCUCCCUAAGAACGCUCCUCCGCAUUUGAACGACUAAUCCAAGGCUCGAGGUCCACAAACCGCCAUGGACGGCGGCGCGGAAGUCAACAGCGGCCGGGGAGCGGCGACGGUGGGAGUGCAGAUCCGGCAGAGCCGCAGGUUGCCGGAUUUCCUCCAGAGCGUCAACUUGAAGUACGUGAAACUAGGUUACCAUUACUUGAUUUCUCAUUUGUUAACUCUGUGUCUGAUUCCUGUAAUGGCCGUGAUUAUAAUCGAGGCUUCUCAAAUGAAUCCCGAUGAUAUUCGCCAGCUGUGGCUUCAUUUGCAGUACAAUCUCGUUUCUGUGAUUAUUUGCUCCGCCGUUCUCGUCUUUGGAUCCACCGUUUAUAUCAUGACCCGGCCGCGCCCGGUUUAUUUGGUUGAUUACGCCUGUUACCGCCCUCCCGAUACCCUCAAGGCUCCGUAUCAGCGGUUUAUGGAUCACUCCAGGCGCACCGGGGACUUCGAUGAGUCCAGCCUCGAGUUUCAGCGUAAGAUCUUAGAGCGGUCUGGCCUCGGGGACGAGACUUAUGUCCCGGAGGCUAUGCACUAUCUCCCCCCGCGGCCGUCUAUGCAGGCCGCCAGGGAAGAGGCAGAGCAGGUCAUGUUUGGUGCAUUGGAUAAUUUGUUUGCUAAUACGUCUUUGAAGCCCAAAGAUAUAGGCAUUCUUAUUGUGAAUUGUAGUCUGUUCAAUCCAACUCCAUCACUUUCAGCAAUGAUUGUGAAUAAGUACAAGUUAAGAGGUAAUAUUAGGAGCUUUAACUUGGGGGGUAUGGGCUGUAGUGCGGGUGUGAUUGCAGUUGACCUCGCCAAGGAUUUGUUGCAAGUGCACAGGAACACCAAUGCUGUUGUUGUUAGUACAGAGAACAUUACUCAGAAUUGGUAUUUUGGGAAUAAGAAGUCUAUGCUGAUACCGAAUUGUUUGUUUAGAGUUGGGGGGUCUGCUGUUCUGCUCUCUAACAAGUCAGUAGAUAGGAGAAGAGCAAAGUAUAAGCUUGUUCAUGUAGUGAGGACCCAUCGCGGGGCUGAUGAUAAGGCUUUCCGUUGUGUUUACCAGGAGCAGGAUGAAAAUGGCAAGACGGGAGUUUCUUUGUCGAAAGAGCUCAUGGCAAUUGCUGGUGGUGCUCUCAAGACCAAUAUUACUACAUUGGGUCCUCUUGUGCUGCCAAUUAGUGAACAACUUCUCUUCUUCUCGACAUUGAUAAUCAAGAAGUUGUACAAUAAGAACAUCAAGCCAUAUAUUCCAGAUUUCAAGUUGGCCUUCGAACACUUCUGCAUACAUGCUGGGGGAAGGGCAGUGAUUGAUGAACUAGAAAUGAAUCUCCAACUGCUUCCAAGUCAUGUAGAGGCCUCCCGGAUGACACUACAUCGCUUUGGUAACACUUCAUCCAGCUCCAUUUGGUAUGAGUUGGCAUACACCGAGGCCAAGGGAAGGAUGCGGAGAGGACACCGAGUCUGGCAGAUUGCAUUUGGGAGUGGUUUCAAGUGCAACAGUGCGGUUUGGCAGGCACUUCGUAAUGUGAAACCAUCCCCUAAUAGCCCGUGGGAGGAUUGUAUUGACAGGUAUCCAGUAAAAAUAGUGUCAUAGCACAACAGCUCACGGUGGUAACUCCAUGUAGGGUGUGUAUUGCUGAUCAGUAGUUUGUUGCCCAAGCCCUUUUUUAUGUAGCGUUUGUACUACUUGUUGGUUCUUUCUUUUUUCUUUUUUUCCACCUUUUCGGGUUCUGUGUUGGAAGUUAUACUUUGGUUCAAUCAUCUUUUUCUCUGGAUACUCUAAUGUUGUAAUGCACUAUUACAGUCUGUUCCUUCUGCAGGCUAUUAAACACUACAAAUGUACUAUUGGUUGCAUUUAAAAGAAAAAUUCAUUGUUCUAUUACAA
Messenger RNA from Ipomoea nil (Japanese morning glory), 2028 nucleotides. Its product is annotated as 3-ketoacyl-CoA synthase 4. Gene Ontology annotation, biological process: fatty acid biosynthetic process. NCBI's taxonomy places the organism in Eukaryota, Viridiplantae, Streptophyta, Magnoliopsida, Solanales, Convolvulaceae. Gene Ontology annotation, molecular function: acyltransferase activity, transferring groups other than amino-acyl groups. The record is from RefSeq and is a predicted model, not a curated record. The transcript has a single exon. Bases 196 to 1737 code for a protein of 513 amino acids. Gene Ontology annotation, cellular component: membrane.